AUGGGCCGCCGGCUCAUCCAUGGUCUCUCUGGAGCCAUCAUCUUCCUUGUCAGCAUCACUCUCCUGUCCGUGCGGCACCGUGGGGCUUGGGAACCAGCCUGGUACCCAGUGCUCAGGGAGAAGCCAGAGCAACGCAGCUACAGGGGACUGAAGGACCUGCAAGUCCAUCCUCCAGAAGGAUACAGAAGUCAGGGAAGCCUGACGCUUGGGGACAUCUUCAUAGCUGUGAAGACAACCAAGAGAUUUCACCAGAGCAGGAUGGAGCUGCUCCUGGACACGUGGAUAUCCCAGACCAGAGAGCAGACUUACAUCUUCACUGAUGAAGAAGAUGAUGCCCUGAAAAGGAGAAUGGGAGAUCAUGCCAUCUUCACCAACUGCUCUGCUGAGCACAGCCACCUGGCCCUCUCCUGCAAGAUGGCAGCUGAGUUUGAUGCCUUCCUGGCCAGCAGCCAGAGCUGGUUUUGCCACUUGGAUGACGACAACUACCUGAACCCUCAGGCCCUUGUGAAGCUGUUGUCCUCCUACUCUGCAACAUGGGAGCUCUACCUGGGGAAGCCCAGCCUGAACCGACCCAUCCAGGCCUCCGAGAUGCUGCCAAGCAACCAGACGAAAUCCGUGCGCUUCUGGUUUGCCACGGGAGGGGCUGGGUUCUGCAUCAGCCGCAAGCUGGCAAGCAAGAUGGUGCCGUGGGCCAGUGGCAGGAACUUCCUGAGUACCUCCGAGCUCAUUCGCCUGCCGGACGACUGCACUGUGGGUUACAUCAUUGAGUGCAAAGUUGGUGGGCAGCUGCUCCCCAACAUGCUCUUCCACUCCCACCUGGAGAACCUGCAGCUCAUCCCCACCUCUCAGCUCACCCAGCAGGUCACCCUCAGCUAUGGUGUCCUUGAGAACAAGCUCAAUGUUAUUGACCUCAGCGGCCCCUUCUCACCUCAAGAGGAUCCCUCAAGAUUUCGAUCACUCCACUGCCAUCUCUAUCCCAACACCUCCUGGUGCCUCCAGGCUGCUGGCUGGUGA
This is a messenger RNA of Indicator indicator, 1014 nucleotides long. It is a transcript of the gene MFNG, whose product is annotated as MFNG O-fucosylpeptide 3-beta-N-acetylglucosaminyltransferase. Bases 1 to 1014 code for a protein of 337 amino acids. The record is from RefSeq and is a predicted model, not a curated record. Gene Ontology annotation, molecular function: O-fucosylpeptide 3-beta-N-acetylglucosaminyltransferase activity. Gene Ontology annotation, cellular component: membrane. NCBI's taxonomy places the organism in Eukaryota, Metazoa, Chordata, Aves, Piciformes, Indicatoridae. The transcript is spliced from 8 exons. Gene Ontology annotation, biological process: regulation of Notch signaling pathway.